Magallana angulata is the source of this 9561-nucleotide messenger RNA. Its product is annotated as C2 domain-containing protein 3-like. The record is from RefSeq and is a predicted model, not a curated record. Gene Ontology annotation, cellular component: centriole; centriolar satellite. Bases 108 to 8471 code for a protein of 2787 amino acids. NCBI's taxonomy places the organism in Eukaryota, Metazoa, Mollusca, Bivalvia, Ostreida, Ostreidae. The transcript has 41 exons. Gene Ontology annotation, biological process: cilium assembly; centriole elongation.
ACAAGUUUGGACGCAAUGUUUGGAUGGUUACAGUUUACACAUGUUUUUGCAUCAAUAAUUGAAGUAUGCAUUCUCUAAAGUUAUUGGAGACAGGUUAAUUAUUCAUUAUGGUUAAAAAGAAAGAAAGAGCGUCCAGGCAAUCUCCUAAGAAAGAUGCAAGAAAGAAAAAAGAUGAUGUUGUCAUUCACACUGGAUUGCCACCAAAAGUUGAAGGUCAACUGCGAUGUCACUGUUGCCUUAGUGUAAGUCAGGUCAAAUGGACUUGCCCUUCACCUCCUGAUGUCACACAUGUGCGUGUUAGAUGGUGGGGAGAAGAAGGAGAGGGUGCCAUUUUCAGGCCAUAUGAUGCCAGGAAGGGAAAUUUUGCUAUGGCUAAGACUCUGGCUAGGUACCCUAUUAAAUCAGGUCCAAAGCAGUUUUCUGCAUACCUUACUGACAUGUCCAGUCUGUUGAUUGAGGUUCUCAGUGGAGGAAUGAUGGUUCCUGUUGGAUAUGCUGAAGUAACAGACCUUGGAAAGCUUUCAUCAAGUUCACCUGUUAAAGGUUGGUAUCCUGUUAUGUCUCCGAAUGAUGACAAACUGGCAGAGUUAGAAGUUUCCCUGCAUCUGGAAACUGUGACAGAUUCCUAUGACAGUCUGGGCGAUUCUAUCCCAACCACUGAUUUGAGUAUGGAUGCUAAUGGUGUCAAUGACUCUAUGUACCCACAACGAAUACAACAUAAAGCUCCUUACGCCAUUCCACCCAGAAUACCAACAGAUGACCCCUUUAUAUCACCUGUGUCUAAUCAGAAUGGCUCUGUGCCAAAUGGCUAUGCAAAUACUGCAGCAGACUUAAGAAAACAGCUCAAUUAUAGUUUCCAUGACAACCGGCAGCAUUCACAUCCUCAGCCAGUAGAGUCUGGUAGUACUGUUGAAGUGACAGCAAACGGUGACAUUGUGACCUCAGAUCUAGACCAAAACCACCUCAAUUUCAUCUCCCACCCCACCCCCAAUCACAGUGCCAUAUCAGUACAAUCCUCCAAAUCGUCACGGAAACAAAAAGCGUCCGUUCGUGAACCACCCCCACAAGCUGCACCAAGAGGUGCAGAGGGACCAGAGGUUGGAGAUUUGCUUUCGAUUCUUCUGCAAAAAGGAGACAAGUUACGCAAAGAAAUGAUUAUUUCGUCUGUGGAAGAUAAUGUGACAAAUUCAAAGGAAAUUACUAGUGCUUCAUAUAAAAACGGCCAUGAAAAUGGAGAGAACAAUAUGUCUAGAAUGUCAGAAAGCCGUCGGUCAACUGGAAGUUUUUUCAAGGAACUAUUACAAUCUGAGAAAGCACACCAGAACGGACAUGUUGAUGUUUCACAAUUUGAGGAGAAUGCGAUUGAUCUGAUUAUGGGUGGAUCAGGGCUGGACGAUUAUCAGAUGUUGAACUUGGGAGCUGGCAGUCCAGGAUCUAUAUCUGACGAUCAGGAUUUGGUCAGUGACCCAGGGGAUCCUAUCCACAGCGAAACUCUACUUAAAGAAUUGUUCUACAAAAAUCCAGACAGUGAAGUGAGCGAGUUGAGUGAGUUUAGUGAUGAGGAUGUCAAGUACCAGAAGGUAGAGAGCAGACUCAGGACGGCUUCCCCGGCUCCCUCCAUGGAGGACCCAGACAAUGUGCGUCCACCUUCAAGGCGUUCCUCUGUGUCCAGUAUCACGUUGCCUUUACCAAUGACAGAAACUCCGGAGAAACCGAAGAAAAAAUCGGAAAAACCCAAGACACCAAAAAGAAAAGGAAGAGUGAAACUCCGCAGGAAAGGCAGUAAGAAAAGAAGGAAAGGGUCAAGGUCACUGAGUAGGAGUGCCAGUGAAUUCAGUGACGAUUCGUUUAAUACCUCUCGGUCAGAGAUGUCCCAGGUAUCGUUCGAUAUGCCUGCCUCAGAUCUGGAUGAACCAGAACAAGAAAUGGCACCUAGACGUGGUAAGAAAAAGGUGGAUGGCCUAAGCAUUGAGAGACUGACCCUGCUAGGGAGAGUCCAUGUGGCCAGGGUUGUGAUUGACCAGCUCAAGCUUGUUGGCUUUGAACAAAAUACAACUCCAUCGAAGAAGAAACCAGGCAUUAAAUCAGUGGGCAAGCCUCCAAAACCUUCACCUAAAGUCAAGAAAGCUGCAACCUACUUUAUUGAAUAUCAGUUUCCUGUGGUUGCUACAUCCAGAGAUAAACAUGCACCUAAUGCCAUGGCAACAGAGGUCACUAGAGUUGCAUCAAAAAAUAUCAAAGAUGGAGUUGUGACGUUCAAUCACCGUUCAGUCUUCCCAAUCAUGUUUGAUGGAACUGCAGUGGACAACUGGUGGAAGUCUGCUUUGAUCUUCAAACUGUUUGCAAGGUCCACUGGACAGAAAGUGCCAAAUCUGGUAGGAAGCUGUGGAAUUCCCCUGAAGUCCAUCCUUAAGUCUGACAGCUUUCACCUGGACAGUUCCCUGGACAUCCAGGAGAACAGUAUCAGUCGCCCGGGCAGUGCGUCCCGGCGAGGAGGGAGUGAUGUAGAGGGGUUCUAUGGAAAACUAAAGGUGUCUGUAGAAUUAGCGUCAGACAGCAAAGAUUUCUCCUCAGCUCUGGCCAAGACAAAACUUGCAGAAAUGAGUGGUAAAGCUAAAAUUGUGCCAAUCCCCAAACCUCCCCCUCCCAAACCUCCAGUAUCUCAGGAACCAAGUGCUGUUAAUACUCAGGAUCAAGUGCUACAUUUCAACCAAUUACGCAAACAAACAGAGUCCGAAAUGAAAGAGAACAUAGUGAGAGAGGUGGAAGCUUUUCUACAGAGGAAUUCUCAGGCCAGUAGUACCACAUCUUCUCAGCAGAAAAACUACGGCCAGGGCUUGCUACAAAUUCCUGUAUCUUAUGACCCGUCCAAUGAGCUUCCAGAGGUGCUUACUUUACACACUCUGUUACUGAUCCCGGAGGGACGUAACAUCACCUUGAAUGGCAUCCCUUGUCUAACAUCACUAAAAAGACACCCAGUUUUUCCACCUAAACCUCAUUCAAUGGCUUCAGACCCCAGCAGCAGAAGCAUGAACAGCAGAAACACGUACCUGGUCUGUCGGAUGUUUUGGUGCGAUGAUGCUGUACACUCGGACGUCUGUUGGAAUGACCCCCAGCCACAAUACAACUUCUCACAGAUUGCUCCAGUGUUGGUUUCACAAAGUCUGCUGGAACGAAUGAGGAACAACUUCAUGGUUGUGGAGAUUUGGGACAAGAAAACAAAUGCAGAGAAUGACAAGCUGAUUGGAAUAGUAAAGCUCAGUCUCCACCAAUUCUACAUGUCCUUCAGAGACAGAAAAAUAUCCUCAGCAUUGCUAAAAUCACAGUACCCAGUGAUUGCUGUGGACAAUUACCUGCCCAUUGUUGAUCCACUGACCGGCUCCCAGUACGGACAACUCAAAGUCCUUUUGGCCAUGGGGUCAGCCGAACAGGUGUCUGCCUUACAACGAAUGAAGAUGGAGAGUGCUGCUGGUCUGCAAGUGCUGAGACCUUCACAUCAACUGGAUGGAAAUUUAGAAACUAGUCAAGAAGGUGCUUCCAGAAAUCAGUUUGGAACCUCAGUGUUAGUGGAACACAUCUUUGAGGUGGUUAUAGAAGGAAUUCGAGGCCUCUCAAUGUUUGACAACAUGAUGUGGGGUGAGGCGGACUGCUUCAUUCAGUAUCACUUCCCCACCCAGAGCCAGACCGAGGUCCCAGGGGCCCCAAUAGUCCGACACAGUGUCCCUAAGAUGAAGACUUUCCGAAGUGCCACCACCCUCUGUAUCCCUGAUCCGACCUUUAAUGACAUCACCAGACAUCGACUAUGUCUGCCUCAGGGAAGCCCAGUACAGCGCGAGCUGUUGACAGCCUGUGCUGGGUCUGGUUCUAGUGGUGGCGUUCCUUUUGAAGUCUGGUGUAGGUACUACCAUCCCAAUGUUAGGGACCAGUGUAUCGCCAAGACUAGUCUACCAUUGGCAAAGCUGUGUGCAAUGGUAACAAUGCAAAAAAGGAACGAACCAGCGGUUCAGACAUUUACCCUGCCCAUAAACUCUGUGACAGGGGACGGUCAGGAGGAGGACCCAGAACAGAAGGCCAAGCAGAAAGAUUGUGGACUGUUAACCUUAACCAUUCACUACAAGACACACAUAGCCCACAACGAGAGCAGCACAGCAGCUCACAGGAAUAUUGGACAAUCCCAGGUCUGUCUGACUGUGGGUAUCCUCAAGGCUUGUGGACUCAAGGCUGCAGCAGAAAGUUUGGCCUACACUGACUCAGGUAUGCAGUACCCAGCCGAGGUGGGAGUCAACACCUACAUAAAAGUACAGCUGUCCUUUUUGGACAAGUCUGAGGAGAGGAUUACUAGGACAGUGGCCCGCUCCUUUGCCCCUGAGUUUUCUCAUACAAUGGACUUUCCAUGUAACCUGAUUUGGACAGAGGCGGACAAUGAGGCCCUCUCACUAGCAGAGAUCUUGGAGAGGGGACAGCUUCACCUACAGGUGUGGCAUCAGGUGCCGGGGUUGGCCUCAGAUAUUGACAGACAGAUGAUGUUAGAAGAUACAACCAGAGACAAAAAACUUGGUGAUGUGUUGCUUGGCACCUGUGAAGUACCACUGUCAACUGUAUUAACUCACAGGACUGGUAUUAGUGGAUGGUUCCCUAUCACUGUCUCACCUAACGUUUCAUCAGAAGACAACAUGGACGCCUCAGGUUACCAUGGGAACUACCUCCAUCGUGUUGUUGGGGGUGUGGAGUUGGAGGUAAAGUUUGCCCACCACAAUGACCGGGAGAAGGUGAUCCACGCGGGGCGGAAUGUUGGGUGGUCACCAGUGGAUCUACAGGUGGAGGAUGAGGAGGAGUGGAUGAGUGACGAUGAGAGCUCGGACCGCUUCUAUCAUAUCACCAUCUGUGUGGACCAGGCCAACUUUCCAUUGGCCAAUGCACUUGCUACAGGUCAGGAUACACUUGAAAAAGGAGCAAGAUGUUAUGUCCGCUACAAGCUUUACGACAAAGCUGCUGUUUUAUCCAAAGUAACCAAAAUGGCUGACAGUGAUGGCAUUCUGACCUCAGAACUUGGACACAAACACACACUUAAUAUUCCAGCUUCUUCUCCAUUUCGUUGGUAUCUUCGUGAGGAGAAGCUGGAGGUACAAGUGUGGGUCAGUUACAGUUAUAACCAGAGUCAGCGUCCACAGCACAGGGACAAGCUGAUAGGGACAGCUUACAUUAACCUGGAGACCCUGGCAGACACACGACGCACUCAGCACAGAGUCAGUGGGUUGUAUCCCUUGUUUAAAGCAGGAGGUGCUAACCUUGGAGGUGGCUUUAUUCAGGCUCAUGUCACACUGAAACCAAUGUUUGGGAUCCCAAGACAGAGAGAGAAUGAGGCCAACAUGUCGGACAUCCAUGACACAGAUUAUGACCCUAAUGACAGUUUCCACCAGCUCUCUGGCAAUACUAAGCGCAGCAAACCAAUCAGUAAGCAUGCCAGAGUACAGGAAGAAGACGAGGAAGUGGUCCCGUCAUUCUCCGUCCUCAUCUCUGUAGAACGGGCCAUGCAUCUACCUAGAGUCUCUGAAAACAGCAGGUCUGGAGAACACCUGCCAAACACGUAUGUUUCCUAUCAGACAGCUGAAUCAGCUGAUCCAACAUUUACCGACGUGUUUCCUAACUCGGACAACCCUGUCUGGGAUCAUCAGAACGAGACCAGACUCAGUACAGAGCUCUUGUACCAGGAAAACAGAAACUUAGUGUUUAAAGUUUGGCACAAGCCCAGCUCCUGUGGGAAGACCCCAGACAAGUGCUCUGACAGAGUGCUAGGGUUUGUUUCUGUGGAUUUAACUCCCUUGGCCUCUGGACUUCAACAGAUGUGUGGAUGGUAUAACAUUAUGGACUUCAAUGGGCAAUGUCAAGGCCAGAUUAAGGUAAACAUAAUUCCUCAAGAAUGUUUGAGACAGUAUAAUCAAGAGACCAACUCCCCGAACCAGCCCACUAGUCUUCCAGUUAGGAGUGAGUCAUCCAUACACCAUCUUCCAGCAUGGAUACAUGAACAGCCUAUGUCUUUCCCUCUCUCUGAUCGACCUUUCACCUCCAGUCUACCUCAGUUUGACUCUUCCCCUCUCACAGACGUAGGGCAGCCCCAAGUGUUGCAGCAGCAGUUGGUAGAGAACAUUAGAAACUUCCUUGACCAACAGCAGGCAACACUAGAUUCUAAACCAGACUUCUCUAGUGUAAACACCCAUAGAGAACCCUCCAUUCACUGGGUGCCUUCCGUGCCAGAGAACAAAUAUGAAGAGACCAAUGACAGUUCUAGAUCUUUCCUUUUUGGAAGUUUAAGGAAACAAAUGCAGGACUUGGAUCAGAUAACAUCCAGGUUGAAGCAGAAGUUGACUCCAGUAUACAGCCUCCCUCAGCAUUUGUCAUCUGAGCCUGAAGCCCCUGUGUCGUGUCGCUCCACAGGACAUGCUACUCUUACUUCCACACACUCAGGACUGAGCACCAUCUCCACACUCCACCUACAGCACAGUCAGAGGGACUCCUCGCGCACCCAGGAGAGCGAUUUACUCCUCACAGCUUCCAACGAGGCAGAGUCCUCCAGGACCGGAGUAGACUCAGGUGUCCUGUCUGUGACUCAGUCAAGUGAGAAAUAUCAGGAUCAAGAGGCUCUGGACUCGCAGAGGAGCGAUGGACUUGAUGCAUUCAGACUCAGGUCUUUGACUCAUGAGUUCAACAAGGAUUCUCCUAGGGAUCAAAACUCAGAUACAGGAAUUCACUGUCCGUACAAAUUACGUGAAGAUGAUUCUUCCUCAAACUCAAAUGUGGGAAACACUCCUAGAGAUUCUCACAGUAAAAGCAGCACACCAAGGGGGAGCACCCCAAGAGACCCAUACUCUGUGUCAAACGGUUCCAAAAUGUCUGAUCCAUCUUCUCUGGGGUUCCAGUACCAAGGAGAUAUGUCUUCUAGAAGUCACAUCUCAGCAAAGAGCAGUUAUCAGGAUGGUGGUGGAAAAUCUCCAGUGGACGUUGCAUUCGGUUUAGCAAAUGAGAAAAACUCUAACGUGAAUUUUAAUUCAAAUGAGAAGAAAAUGGAAUCAAAGGACAUGUCCGUCAUAGAGGAGAAUGCCGAUGAAAGUGGAGGGGAAGGGGAUGAGAAGUAUUACCAUAGAUACAGGGACAUCCUAGAUGAACAGGACAGUGAAGGUUCGGAAGUGGAAAGUGAGGCCGACAUAGUGGUACCUAGAACAUUAAAUGAUGUGUCUGGGAAGUUUGGGGGGAUUCCAGGCCAUGAAGCCCACUCCAAUGCUGGACCAAGGGAAUCACCAAGAGAAUUCCAUCAAAGUGAUCACACCAUGCCUUUUGAGGUUGGAAGUUCCAGAAGUGGGUCUAAAUCAAACUCUGGCAGUAAGAAAACUUCUGAGGCGGAGCUGUCAGACCUAGAAGAAUUGCAUAGAGAAAACCUGCAAGACUCCAGGUGUGAAAAACACCAGUUUUAUGUGGAGAAAGACAGCUGGUUCUCGGAUGAGGAAGGUGACCUUCACAGGUCAGGUUAUGACCCCUCUUUUACACAAAGGUCAACAAGGAUUGUUUCUUUGGAAGUUGAUGUGGAGGAAAACUUGCAAGAAAUUGAAAUUGUUGAAAAGGACAGUUGGUUUUCAUCAGAUCAAAGCAAAUCCAAUUUAGAGUCAUCAAAUCCUCCCAAUGAAAAUGACAACAGCGAGAUGAAUUCGUAUGUGAGGCAUUCAAAACACUUGUUAUCGAAAGUUAAACUUGAUACCAUUUCUUCUGUGGGAAGUAGAGAAUAUGAUAGUUUCUACAUCGAAGAAAGGGAUUUAUUAAACAAUGUGGAAUUAGACUCUGUAACUUCAGGAACAAAUACGCAAAAGGGAGAAUCUGUUUACAAUUCUACUGCAUCAUUCCACGUCAGGAAAAGUAGUGACCUUGAAAAUUACCAUGAAGAAAGAAUGACCCAUGACUGUGUGCCAAAAUCUCCAAAGGAAAUCUAUAACCAUGUUGUUAGUGAACUGGAGGAAUUCUUUGAACAUUCAAGGUCAGAAAGUGUCCAAGGUCAUUUCGCAGAUGAUAGUGAGGAAGAAGAAGAGGGAGACAAUUUUCAUCGUUUGGGAGAAGCAGAAAAUGGAAGCUCUGAUGAAGAAGAGGUUGAUAUUGAAGUACAACAAACCAAUCACGGAAAGGGCAAAGACACUAAUCAGCAAAUUCCUAAUUUCUUUUUACCUGUGGAACACCUGCAGGAGUCAAUGAAAGUCCUCCAUCUGGCCACCAAAGCUCAACCAGGGAAUGAUUCAUCAGAAGUUAAGAUUAUGGAUCCUCAGUGCAGGGAAGAGAAAAGUCAAGCUGCAGCUGAAAUGAAAAACAAAUUGAGUCAAAAUGUAGCCCAGUCCCGAUUUGCUAAUGGUCCAACUAAGAGCAGACAACUCCCUACAGCAGAGGAAGCCAAAAGAAUUGCAAAGAUUUUCUCCUCUAAGCAUUCUAAAUAACUGUGAAACAGAGAUAUACAAAAAAUGUUGUUACAUGACAGUGAAAUGUGGGAGCAUAGAGAAUCAAUAUAAUCAUAUGACAGUGAAAAAUGCAACUUCGCCAAUAUUCUAAGGUACAUGUAAUUUACCAAAAUCAUAUGACAGUAAACUAUGUAACUUCACUGAUAUUUUAAGGUGCGUGUAAGUUUACAGUUUUACCGUAGAACAUAGGAUGAUAGUUGUCCACUAUGUUUAUCCCACAUACUUUGCCACAGCAGCCAGGGAAUUACUAGUUUUAAACACUGUCUUUCUUGUCCCACCACUUUCAUGUGUAUAAUCCUGUUCAUCAAGUCUUUGUAGAUGGAUAAUAGAUCUAGUCAUUUUGUCCCCAGCUUUUAAUAUUUUCUUUAGAACAACACACAUAGGAGAAGUAGAAGUUAUUCUCAUGAAGCUAAGUUUCCAUAGAAGCAGUGUAGUUUAUUAUCAUCCUAGGUUUAGAUGACUCUCCCUAAACUACAGGACAGUAAUUGUUAUUGCAUUUAUUUCAUUGUUAACUUAUUGUUAUGUACUUGUCAUUGUUUUUACCUGUUUAUAUUGCAUCAAACUUACUUUUAUCUGUGAUAUCGAAGAAUUAUUCAGUUUGGUGUUAAAUAUGUAAAUAGCAUUUGUACAUAUAACUGUAGAUUUGCCUGCUUUGAGUCAAGAUGUUGCAAAACUCAUUGAAUAUGAAAUCCAUGUCCUGUUAUUUUUCUCAACAUAGAAUAUAGAAAUUUAGGUAUAUCGAUGAAUUUGAUUCACUGUAAUUUUACAACCUAUCAAGCUCUAGGGGCUGUCGGUGCUUUAGGAAUUGAAACUUUUCUUUAAAUAACAUGCUGGCUUGAAAUUUUUAAGAAUUUAUCUUUUUAUAUGAUAGAAAGCUAGCUGCGUUUUUUUUGAAAAAGAUAAUCUCGUAUUUAUUGGACGAAAUCUCUGUGUGGCAGAUCUUUUGUUUAGUGUUUGUACAUUUGUAAAUAACCCAUUAUUUAUUGCAUCAAACUCAGAUAUUGAAUACUUUUGAUAUUACUUUAGAAAGAAAAAAUAAAAAUAUGAAAUAAAAAUAUCAAAACAAUCA